CGAGAAUCAGAAAUCCCCACAUCGCCAUUCCCAACAAAGAACCCACACAGCGCAACUUGGAAGCACAGUACAUAAUCAUCGAUGAUGGCAUCCAUCCCCAUUACGUCACCACCACCACACCCCAAAAAACCCAGACCAUCCAGAUUUAUAACCCAUGCCCCCCAUUAGUCAAUGCCACCUAGCCACCAACCGGGCAUCCACGAAUCCCUCCCAAUUCCCUGAAAAUAAAAUGCCUCGCAUCCCCUCACCAUCCUCCAACCUGACAAAACACCUCAUCAACCCAUCAACAAAAACACUCACUUUCACCACCUUCCGAACCACCCGACUCCCUCUCCUCACAGCAACAACAUCCCCCCAAUACCGAAACCACAGCACCACCACGAACAUCAGCAAAUACACCGCCGGAAACAUGACGAGCCAGCCCCCCAAGAACGAGAUGGUCUAUUUCCCCGGCGUCAUGUCGCCGAGCCGGAAGUUCGGGGUGUUCCGCAAGGUGCUCCACACGGGCCUGUACUCGCAGUUCGUGGCCAUGGAGGUGCCGGUCAAUGGGGAGAUUGGGGACGAGGUGCAUACGGUUGAUCAGACGUUGAUUUUCACACACGGGACGGGCAAGGCGAUUGUUGCGGGCAAGGAGCAGGAGGUCAAGCAGGGGGAUGUGGUGAUUGUGCCGGCCGGGACGCAGCACCAGUUCCUGAAUGCGGGCGAUACUCCCCUUGAGUUGGUGACGAUCUAUGCCCCCGCGGAGCAUGAUCCUCGGACGGUGCACCAGACCAAGGCGGAAGGGGACGCCCAAGAGGAGGCGGGUGAGGAUGAAGCACCUGAGUGGAGUCAGCGGAGUAAGAGCGAGAACGAAAGGAUUGGCCUGGUCAAGGUGCCACAAUAGCUGGAAUUUGAAAAAAGGUCAUGUUCAUUGUAAUAUUCGAUUAAGCACAGAUAAGUUCUUGAAACAGCAACACUGUCG
Messenger RNA from Aspergillus fijiensis CBS 313.89, 961 nucleotides. Its product is annotated as cupin domain-containing protein. Lineage: Eukaryota; Fungi; Ascomycota; Eurotiomycetes; Eurotiales; Aspergillaceae. Bases 230 to 883 code for a protein of 217 amino acids. The transcript is spliced from 2 exons. The record is from RefSeq and is a predicted model, not a curated record.